AUGGAGCUCGCCGCCCGCGCACAACGGCUGCGUGGCGCGCGCGACGGGCGCGGCGGCGCCGUCGCGGACGGCGUCGAGGUGUUCGACCGCACGAGGGUCGUGCUCGGCAUCUUCGCCCGCCGCGCCUCCUCGCAGGUGGCAAGGCUGCGCAUCGAGCUGGCGGAGGCGCAGAGGGCCAAGGUGCGGCUGGGGUCGAGCGCCACGCAGGGCAUCUCGGCGCAGCUGCGCCGCGUCGCCGAGGCCCUGGCGCGCCGCGUCCCGGGCUGCGACCGCGAGGCGCUGAUGGAGCGGCAGCAGCGAAUCAUCCAGGACGACGAGCGCAGGAUCAAGGAGGAGCUGGCCCGCCUCCACGGCCUGCGCGGCAGGCAGCGCCAGUCCCGCCGCAAGCUGCCGACCCUCGCCCUCGUGGGGUACACCAACGUCGGCAAGAGCGCGAUCGUCAACCGCCUCUGCGGGUCCGACCUGCUGGUCCGCGACGGCGUGUUCGUCACGCUCGACGUCGCGUCGCGACGCCUCGCGCUGCCGUCGGGUGGGGAGUGCCACGUCCUGGACAGCGUGGGGUUCGUGAAGAACAUGCCCCACGAGCUGUGCGAGGCGUUCCAGGCCACGGUGGAGGAGCUGCUCUCCGCGGACCUGGUCCUGCACGUCCGCGACAUGUCGCACCCCAAGAGGGACGAGUACGCCAAGGUCGUCACGGACGUGUUGGAGAAGACGGGCAUCGACGUGCACAAUCGCGUGAUCGAGGUCUGGAACAAGAUCGACCUGAUCAGCCGCAAGGAGGCCCGCCACUUCAAGUUCAUCAGGAUGAAGCAGGACAGCGCCACGCCCCUUCUCCUGGUCAGCGCCCUGCGCGGCGAGGGUCUCGAGGACCUGCUGGCCGUCGUGGAGAGGCGGCUCGCUGAGCUGGCGGCCCCGGCGCAGGCGGUCGGGGCGCACGCAGCGGCGGAGGGCCCGGGCGUGGCUGCGGCGGCCGGCGCCCCCGCUGGCCGCGGCGGCCUCGAGCGCGCGCGCAUCCCUGGGGGCCUGCCCGCGGCCGAGAUCGCGGAGCGGUGGGCCUUCCUGCGGGAGCACGGGCGGGUGGUGGAGGACUCCAUCGCGGCCGAGGGGGACGGCGUCGCGGUGGAGGUGUGGCUGGACGCCGCGGC
This is a messenger RNA of Prorocentrum cordatum, 1145 nucleotides long. Lineage: Eukaryota; Dinophyceae; Prorocentrales; Prorocentraceae. The record is from the annotation of a GenBank genome assembly.